UCCAUAAAUGCAUUUCAGGAACACAAAGCUCCUCAGACCCAAUGUCCUUAGAAGGAAUAUCAUGAAACUUGAGAAAAUAUACAUCCUGUUUUGGAUAUACAAGUGAUGCACUUUGAUAGGAAACUUUAAAACAACACACUGUGAUCUUUAUGCUAGAAAAAAAAUCCCAAUUAUCCAUACAGAACUGGUGUACAUGAAGGGCUUUCUUUCAUGUGCUUUUGUAGGAGUUUGUUGUCUAGCUAGCACAGUUGAAGGUGGCUUUAAGCAGCAUUAAAUCAUCAGUGAAGGUGAUGCCUAAGAAAAUGUGAUUUGUCCAUGGUUUUCCAGUAGAACCCCAUGGUUGAGUGGGAUCCAAACACUGCUUUCCAGAAUGGUAGCCCAAUGCUUAGACCACUACACUAUGCUGGCUCUCAUCCAUUCCUGCAUCUCAACCACUUGAGGACUGACAGGAUGAGGCAGAUCAAGGAACGCUCACCUACAUCAUUCCUCCCAAAGGACACAGCAAACCUAUCAAGAAUACAUGAGCUGUUCUUCCUGCUCAUUGCCCAUGAAACUCUAAGAAUAAACUCAAUAAGCUUCAAGACAGGGAAUCAAAACCACCCAGUGUUUUUUCCAAGAAACAUCUGCCCAUAUUUCGAACCCAUUGGCUUCCCUCUCCUUGGAUUCCUAGCCCAAGGAUCCAAAGAUGAGCAUGGUUCUGGCAGUAGGAAUCAUCAUCCUAGUCUACAUUGGCAUGGGGGAAGCUGUGAGGUGUUAUGAAUGUAACAAAGUGCUACAUGAUAACAGUUGUGCGACACAACCUGAAUCAAUAUGUUCCUAUGGCAUGCUUAAUCUCUGUUACAAUCGAGUAAUCCGUAGAGGAGGUAGAAUCACAGAAGUGACACGGGGCUGCUCCUCUCUAUGCCGUCAUAUCAGUAGGAGAGAUUAUGAAGAUAUUAUGCUCUGCUGUGUGUCAGAACUUUGCAAUAAUCACGACUUCUAUAAUAAUUAAUAAUCAAGAAAAUGCAUACUUGACUAUAUAUGUUCAACCUUCGUUAUCAGGUGGAUUUCGACAAUCUUUCAAAGUGUUCUAGUAAUAAAUUGGUGCUGGUGCUCUUCCUCACUAGCCAAGUAGCCAAUUACUCAUAAUGGAAAUAAAUGAUGUGAGAAUUAUUCACAAUA
Messenger RNA from Anolis carolinensis (green anole), 1161 nucleotides. RefSeq names its product muscarinic toxin 7-like. The transcript is spliced from 3 exons. The record is from RefSeq and is a predicted model, not a curated record. Lineage: Eukaryota; Metazoa; Chordata; Lepidosauria; Squamata; Anolidae. Bases 686 to 991 code for a protein of 101 amino acids.